This is a messenger RNA of Annulohypoxylon truncatum, 2480 nucleotides long. Its product is annotated as aminotransferase family protein-like protein. NCBI's taxonomy places the organism in Eukaryota, Fungi, Ascomycota, Sordariomycetes, Xylariales, Hypoxylaceae. The record is from RefSeq and is a predicted model, not a curated record. Bases 626 to 1951 code for a protein of 441 amino acids. The transcript is spliced from 5 exons.
UGUCAUCAGGGCUAUUUUGAAAUGUACCACGAUUACCCAAUACCUUACAAGGCUCAGCUCUGAAGGGAUCUCGGCCUCGCGACAAGCUCAGGUCACAAGUGUGUAAGUGCCGGGAGGUAAUAUAUCACGAUGAUUAAAGGUUUAUUCGAUAUGAUAAUCCUUAGAAAUAUUAUAGAUGUGAAAGUAGUGGUAGAGCUCCUAUGACAUCGAUGUUGCUCGAGUGUUUAGGAUAGGUACCUAACGGACAGAUGAUUUGCUAGUAGCUGCUAGGUACGCCUUACUAUGCCUGUACGCUCAGCUUGAAAAUAAUGGCCGAAAUUGUUGCUGUUGCGAUUGAUGAUCAACGAUCAACGAUCAAAGAUUGGGCGAUCAAAACCCGCCAGCCCGUUAAUCGUCAAUAGCGUUAAUAGCGUGGUCUGCUAGUAUCUAAAUUGUGUAACUUUAAGUCACGCUUAUAACGAUUGGAACCUUGAGCUUACGGCACGCUAGUAAUUAACGACCCCCUUAGUUGUGAAACCGAAACUCGGUUCCCCACGGAAUAUCUUGAUUCUACCUUGACUCAUUACCUUAAUUACUUCGAACUUAUUCAAACACACCUUAGUCCGGCAUAAUUCGCCAUGCCAAUAUGAGAAAGCUUCGCGAUGAACCGACGACAGCAGCGGCGAUGGUGUCGUUUGGAAGAGAAACACGCCAAGCCCACUUCAACUUUGCUGCCUCCUACACUCCACUAAAUCAUGGUUCAUUCGGGGCAUUCCCUUCGCAUGUUCGAGAGUACCAACGGAGAUUACAGUGCGAAACGGAAGCCAGACCGGACACCUUCAUUCGCUUCACUUAUCCAAAACUUCUCCGUGAAGCAAGGGACACGGUCGCUCCGCUCCUAGGAGUAGAAACGGACGAAGUGGUAUUCGUCCCGAACGCUCUCACCGCGGUGAAUACCGUCCUGAGAAAUUUGAGGUAUCAGGAUGGCGAUGUCAUACUAUAUUUCAGUACUAUUUACGAUGCCUGUCUCAAGACCAUAGAGUCUUUAGAGGAAACUACCGGGGUCAAAGGACGCAGCAUCGAGCUGGUCUACCCAGUUGAAGAUGAAGAGAUCCUUGACAAAUUCCGCGCAGCAAUCACCGAGAUUCGGAAUCAGGGGAAGUCGGUCAAGUUGGCUAUGUUCGACACUAUCCUCACUUUCCCAGGAGUGCGCUUCCCGUGGGAAAAGUUGGUGUCCAUAUGCAAAGAACAUUGCAUUUUAAGUUGCAUUGACGGUGCGCAUGGGAUAGGUCAUAUAGAUCUACGUCAUCUUCCUCGCGUCGGACCAGAUUUCUUCAUCAGUAACUGCUACAAGUGGUUCAUGGUACCUCGUGGGUGCGCAGUAUUAUAUGUGCCUUAUCAUAACCAGGCCCUGAUUAGGACGACUUAUCCCACAGCAGAAGGGUAUAAACCAGCCAUACAACGAGAAACACAAUCGCAAAAGAGUUAUUUUAUAAACUUGUUUGAGAAGGUCUCUACAGUAGACACUACACCGUACAUCUGCGUCAUUGAAGCAUCGAAGUUUCGAGACCAAGUUUGCGGGGGUGAAGAGAGGAUACGUGACUAUUGUAUAAACAUGGCAAAAGAAGGUGGUGAGUUAAUGGCGGCAAUGCUAGGAACGAGUGUCCUUGAUAAUAAGGCAAGGACACUUCGGGAUUGUUCUUUCACCAACGUGAGGCUGCCGCUAGAAGUGACAGAGGAAUCAGAACGGAGGCAUGUGGGUAAGGUGCCUGUGACGGAGGCGAAAGCAGUGGCUGACUGGAUUACCAUAACGUCGGUAGAGGAGUUCGACACCUUCAUAGCGACUAGAUAUUACGCAGGCGCGUUCUGGGUUAGGAUCUCUAGUCAGAUUUAUCUUGACCGGGCUGAUUUCGAGUGGGCUGCUAAUGUCCUACUUGAUCUCUGCAGUCGAGUAAGAAGAGGUAUAAGGUAGACAAGCAUGAGACCAGACGAUACCCCUAGAUAUGGGGAUUCUCACAAAUAUCUUCAUUGAAAAUAAGGAAUAGGAACGUGUAGUUUAAUUUGAGUACAAUGCUUUAUUUGGGUUACACCGGGUUAACGAUUAUGAGACUCACAAAGCUUACCCGCAUCUCACGAGAUGCCCUCGGGAGAAGUAAAGUUGGAGUUGCCAAUAUUCAUGAUUCGGUUCUCACUGUGAUAAAAACCCACUCCCGCCAUUCCAUAAUUUCCCUAGAUCUAGGCACAAUCUCCGCCCUAUAUCAUUUUUUGGUAUGUAACCUUACCCGCGAAAAAAAGCCAUCGACCCUUGAAGAUAAAAUCUCUCAUGCUGAAGACAGUGUAUUCAAGUAGUCAUAGGAGUUCCAGCAGAUUGCUUCCACCUACCCCGGUUACCUACCUAGGUAGGUAUAUUUCAGAGAAUACGGAACUUUGGUUCGAUACACUAUGUCAUAUUAUUCCCCUAGUCAUGUAAACAGCAUCUAUAAACAGAUAUUUAUAUCCAA